GCAAAGUGACGUCACCGUAUAUUUUUUUUUUUAGAGGAAAGGAAAUCUUGAAUGAAAUCUUACUUUACACUAAGUUUAUGAGAAGAAAGCCAUUCAGUUGCCAUUUCACUAUGCGACAGUGAUAACAAGACGGUAAAUAUUUGUAGAAUUUGUGAAAGACCACUCCCGUCAGCAUCACAAUCAUCUGACACCAUGAAUAGCUUAUCGUUCAGUGAGCUUUGUGGUUUGUUCUGUUGCCCACCAUGUCCAUCAAGAAUAGCAGCUAAAUUAGCCUUUCUCCCACCCGAACCAACAUAUUCCCUUAUAUCCGACGAUACGGGUUCCAAGUACAGCCUACAUCUGACUGAGAGAGCAGAAUGGCAAUACACACAAAGAGAACUAGACUGUAUUGAAGUUUUCAUGACCAGGACUUCCAAAGGGAACAGAAUAGCAUGCAUGUUUGUCAGAUGUUCACCCAAUGCUAAAUAUACUAUGUUAUUUAGUCACGGAAAUGCUGUUGACCUGGGGCAAAUGAGCAGUUUUUACAUAGGGCUAGGUUCUCGCAUUAACUGUAACAUUUUUAGUUUUGACUAUUCAGGAUAUGGAAGCAGCUCAGGAAAACCAUCAGAAAAGAAUCUGUAUGCAGAUAUCGAUGCCGCGUGGCAAGCUCUGCGUAGUAGAUAUGGUAUCAGUCCUCAAAAUGUAGUGUUGUAUGGACAGAGUAUUGGCACGGUACCCACCAUUGACCUGGCGUCUAGAUAUGAGGUUGGAGCAGCUAUUCUUCAUUCUCCGCUUAUGUCUGGGAUGAGAGUGGCAUUUCCAGAGACCAAGAGAACAUGGUUUUUUGAUGCCUUUCCAAGCAUAGAUAAAGUACCCAAAAUUACCUGCCCCGUGUUGGUAAUUCAUGGGACAGAGGAUGAGGUGAUAGACUUUUCUCACGGACUCGCCAUUUACGAGAAAUGUCCCCGGGCCGUAGAACCUCUGUGGGUGGAAGGGGCAGGACAUAAUGAUGUGGAGCUAUAUGGACAGUACUUAGAGCGUCUGAAACAGUUUAUAAACAUUGAACUCUCGGUCAAUUGACAACUACUGCAACUUAGGGGGGAGGAUGUUACAUGUAAUGCCACAAGUGCAGACUUCUGUGUUCAGGACUUCGGUAACUCUCUGUCAGCAAUUGUGGCGGACACUUAUACUUCAGACGAUGGCAAUGCAUUUAAAGUUAGGAAAGGCACGGGAAGGCGGAUGAAGAAACACCGAGUCAAGUUAAAGUCUGAUGCUGACAAGAAAACAAAGGGUGAUGUAUCUAGUGUUCCUAGUGGACCAGUGAAGUCUGACGGUGAGCAUAUCAAAGAAAAAGCUCAGGAAGGAGAAACAGAGGUCGUAGUUCAUCCUGUGAGAGAAACUGCUAUUGAUGAACCUUCAGUGGAACAAGAUGCAGUGGACUCAUCUGCCCCAAUUACAGACUCAUCAUCUCAAGUCCAAGAAAAAAAGGAAGUGGAAGAAGAGUCUCAUUCUGAGCUCACGGAGAGUCAUAAAAACAAUGGACAAGUAAAAAGUGAUCUGGAAUGCCCGUCAGAAGAAGGGGGGUGUCAUGAUAUGAGAGAGUCUGAAAACUCCUCUCCAGCUGAAAGCCGUGUUUCUUGUGAUGUUCAUAUACAAGAUAUCAUUGUAGAAGUCAACAACAGUAUUCCCAUCAGGAAUUGUGAUGACGAUGAGAACGAUCUUGUUGAAUCUACGGAUCUGUAAAAUUAAAUUCGGCAGCAGCUGCAUGUAGCUUCUACUCUAGCAAUAAAUUUAUUUAUUAUCAGAUAUGUUAGAACAACUACAGAGUCUGUUUUUUCUUCCUGUCCAAAGUAUGAUUUUUUCCCCCUAUUAAGUGACUGGGGAAAUUGGAAUUUUGCUUUUAUAAGUAAAACAGUUUUUUUUUUUUUAAAUCCUCAUUUGAAAAUGGUAUAUUUUAUAAAAAAAACCAGAAUAAUUACCUUGGUACUGAACAUAAAGGAUAGAUUUUUUUCUCUCCAGAAUAUGAAAAAUGUGAAUUUUUUCUCAGUAACUAUGUGAAGAGUUGUCUUUCUUUUGCCAAAAUGGAUAAUUGUAAACAGUCUGCUUUUGUAGACCAGCUUUAUAUACAGUGAUUUCUGUAGCUCAAAUGUGUUUCAGCUGUGUUUCUCAACUUUUUAUGACUACAUUUUGCAUAUGGUAUCAAUGAUAAGUUCUUCAAAAAUAAAUACAUAUUCAAGAACAAAACAUCUCAAAGGAGAUGUACAUUUUUGCUUGAUAUGGUUUGAAAAGCAAAAGGUUUUGUCAUAUGAAUUUAUGAUAUGUUGUAGAUCUUGUUAUUAUACUUAUAUUUAAUAAUAUGUAUAAACCUGCAUGUUACAAAAUAUGAUGAUACAUGCACAAGAAACAAAUGGAGUCAGUGAGUUCAAGUAUGUAUAAAUUAUAUCUCUUAAAUUGCUUUAUGUACAUUAAUUAGGUGUAUUAGUCAUAUGAUUUUUGUAAAAAUGUAAUAUUACACUAAAUAAUACUGUAACAUCUCUGCUUGUUCGUGCAUGUUAGUCGUUAUGUGUUUGUGUGCAAAAUUCUUUGUAAGGGGCUUUUAAAGAUUUCAGAGGAGAUGCACUGAUAUUGAUAAAAAUGAAAAUAUCAUUUAAUGUUUCCUUAAAACUAAAUGUUUUGUGACAUUGCAUCCUUUGGUAAAAUUAUUUGGCACAUUUUAGAGUACAAAGUGUUAUUUGUAGGUACUCUAUUAUUUACAUGACUGUAUAUUUUGUUUUGUUAAAGCAUGAAAAAGGCAUGUUCCCCAUCACUGACAUCAUUCAAUGCUUUAGCACUGUAGUAGUGACAUUGUGUAUGCAUGUAUUUAUCAUAUAAAAUAUGACGUUGUUUCUGUCCAACACAAAUAGAUCUCUGAUUUAGAGUAGUACAUGUAUUUCUGCCAUAUAUCUUGUGUUCUAUGUGAAUGUAUCAUUUCAUAUGCAUGUUUUUUUUUUUUGGUGUAUAGUACAUGUACAAUUGCUUUUAUAAAUCACAAAAAAGAUAUUAAUUGUAUUCUUCAGUUCAAAAGACAACUUGAAAUUUUUUGAUAUUGUUACAUAGCAGUUAUCAUAGAUGUAUUUUGAAUUUGAUGUGAAACAUCUUAUUCACCUAAAUCUAAGACAGAUUUUACCUGAACAUAUCUUUAAUUUAGAGAUAAGAAAAAUUAAAUGGAAAAUGCAAUGUGAGGAUCACAAACAUGUUUACUUCAUAGUCAUGCAAAACAUUAUUUACUUCAUCAUGUUGGUAUUCAUUCAAAAUAUUAUUGUAUGAGCAAAACAAAAAAAAUCUGUCCUCAAUGAAACAGCAUGAUAACAAUAAUAAUGAUUAUGUGAUUAAGGAGAAAUUAACACCUCAUUUUAAGGAACACAUGCUACAAAUAAGACGUCAACUUCGUGAGGUGUCUAGAGCUUAUUGAUAUUAUUAAAUAAACAAGUCACUUAUGAAAAUGAGAUCAGAAUUUAAUAACCUUUAAUUGAACUUUUGAAUAAUUCUCAAAUUAUAGGAUAUGUAGAUGGCAAAAUAACAUUUGUUUAAGAAAUUUUGCAGUCAAAAUUAUCAUACCAGAUAUUUAACAACUUACAUACUUUCCAAUGAAACUUAUGGAGAUAACGAACAAUAAUCAAGAUCCAAAGUCCAUAAAACAAAACAAAGCAGGAGAAGGAUAAACAUGGACCUCUAAAACAUCAGAGGUGGGAUCAGGUGCCAUGGAGAAGUGAGCAUAUCCUGCCGACCGGUCACACCACUGUAUAUUAGAGUAUAUGUUAAACCUCCUCCAAACCCAUUUCUGAAAAAAAAAUGGGGGAUGGGGGAGGGGGUGAAAAUUGUAAAGGAAUCACCAUGUCCAGUUGUCUGUCUUUUGCUUGUUUCUUGAGUCAACUUUUAAAUUAGAGACAUUAAAAUUUACAGUUAAGUUGGCUUCUGAAUAAAGAAUCUAAAUGUUAAAUUCUUGUCUGUGCUAUAGUUUUGUUCUACAAAGAAAGCAGAAGUUCAUACAUCUCUUAUUUUUUCAACCACAGGGUGUGUCAUGAACAAAAUUAAGAUUGAAGGGUUUUGAUACACAAUGUUUUGUUUGGUCUGUGAAAAUUGUAAUAUAAAGUAAAAAGAGACACUGGUAAUUUAGACAGAUAAUGCCAUGACUAAAGGAUUAAACUUGACCUUGAAAAAGGUCAGGUCAGUUUGAGAAGAUCAAGGUCAUGAUUUUAUCAAAGAAUAAUAUAAUUCAUAUUUCAUACUUUAUGAAGAUUACUACUUAUGUAAUAACCUUGAGAAAAGACAAUUUGUAAAGGUUCCAGAACUUGGAAAGGAAUAAUUUUGCUUUAGUCACUGAAUGGGAUAAUCAGAGAUUGCAGAAAAAUAACUGCAAGAUUGAUUUUGAUCAUAACUUAUAUAUAAAUUGAAUAUUAACUUAUUCCUACACUUAAUGAACAAUAAAUACAGUUGAUAAAUAUCAAUGGUAAUGGAAUUAAUUUCCUGAUCCUUCCCAGUUUCCUACGUUCCAAUUAAUGUUCAAUUAUACCAUUUACAGUGUUUCCUGUGGUUGGUACAAAUCCUAUUUGGACACAUUUAGGAACUUUGAAAACAUAAAUUAAUAUUUCAGGUGUUAAUAAGUUACGGAUGUCAUAUUUAUAAAUUACCUACAUGUACAGAUGGUAAAUUUACUGCAAUGAAUAUAGAAGUUGAUAUGUGCAUGGGGAAUUAUAUUGUUUUUUACACAAACUAAUGUUGUCAGCUUUCUUGCAGAGACUGCCUAACAUCAGAGUAUGGCAAUAUUAUAUUUUUUUCAUAAGAAUACAUAAAUUUUCAAUUUUUUUUUCUGAAUAUACGUAUGAUUUUUUUUAAAUGAGUAUAAAAUAGAUUCAUUUUCAAUUAAACUUGUUCUUUCAUUGAUAUUUGGCUUGUAAUUCAUUUAAUAAUAUGAAACAUAGUCUGUUUUCCUAAGUGCAUGUAUAGAAAUAAAAUAAUUGUCUCCUCAAUUUGCAUAAUUACCAAACAUUAAAAAGUAUUUCCUCAACAUGUACUCAAAUUAAUUUUCAUGAAAUAGGAUUAAACAGAAUUAUAGAUAUCAUUGAAUGUGAAUGUAGCAUGGCCGUAGAUCAGUUCCAAGGGGCUUGUUAGACAAUCAUAUGCAAGGUCGAAUGUUCUUAAUAAUUAGAUGAAUUAUAAAAUUUUUGAGUUUUAAUUGUUUAAUGAUUGAAUGUAUACAUUUUUAUCACAACAUUUUCUGUUUGUCCUAUAGAGCUUAUACACAGAACACCGAUGGAUUGUAAAAGUAAACAAUGCGAUCUCAUUCAUAAGUAAUCAGAAUAUGAGGCCAUUUUAUGUCGGGAAUUGAGUGUUUGUUUCACCAAAUGUAUUUAUCAAGUUUGUACAUGUCUCUUUAGAGAUCGAUAUAAGGAAAAUAAAAACUGCAUGCUCUGUCAUUUAUAUUAUCAACUCCUAUAUCUGUAUUUGGUACCUUGUACAUAUUUGUAGCAUGUGAAACAGAUAUAAAGAUAUCAUACAGACAAUGUACGUGUUCUGUGUUUCAGGAGAUUGAAUGUAUGUCUGAACAUUUUUUAAAAUAAAAUCAUGGAACAUCA
Messenger RNA from Saccostrea cuccullata (small rock oyster), 5594 nucleotides. Its product is annotated as alpha/beta hydrolase domain-containing protein 17B-like. Gene Ontology annotation, biological process: protein depalmitoylation. Gene Ontology annotation, molecular function: palmitoyl-(protein) hydrolase activity. The coding region runs from base 193 to 1059 and encodes 288 amino acids. The transcript is spliced from 2 exons. NCBI's taxonomy places the organism in Eukaryota, Metazoa, Mollusca, Bivalvia, Ostreida, Ostreidae. Gene Ontology annotation, cellular component: plasma membrane; endosome membrane. The record is from RefSeq and is a predicted model, not a curated record.